AUGGCUAGCGUCGGACCGGCGACGGAGGACAAAUGGGCAGGGGCGAAGCUCGUCACACGUGCUUCAAACGCAAUUGGAGUCGAAAUGACGACGGCAGGUGCAGCUGAAGACCAAGGCGAAGGAGCUCCUUCCGCCUGCCGGACUCGCGCCAACCAUACCCCUGUCGCCCCUGCCAUCUGCAAAGAGCUGAAAAGUGACAUGGCAAGUGCCAAUGGCCUGGGAGAGUGGAGGAAGAAGGAGGAACCAGACCGGGCUGGAAUGAAAGCUCCGGCGUCAAUGACCGGGUGA
Molecule: messenger RNA, 288 nt
Organism: Colletotrichum abscissum
Lineage: Eukaryota; Fungi; Ascomycota; Sordariomycetes; Glomerellales; Glomerellaceae
Exons: 1
Coding region: 1-288 (95 amino acids)
Source: RefSeq, a predicted model, not a curated record